This is a messenger RNA of Gadus chalcogrammus (walleye pollock), 2216 nucleotides long. RefSeq lists its product as uncharacterized. The coding region runs from base 91 to 1119 and encodes 342 amino acids. The transcript is spliced from 4 exons. NCBI's taxonomy places the organism in Eukaryota, Metazoa, Chordata, Actinopteri, Gadiformes, Gadidae. The record is from RefSeq and is a predicted model, not a curated record.
CCCUUUGAAUGUCAUCAUCUAAGGUCACUGUCAUACUGCCCACGGUCAGAGAGCAAAGUUCCUGUUUUAUCUGAGGAAUCCUUGGUUUUGAUGGUUCAAAACAAAUGGUUUGGAGAGGAGCGGAAAGCAAGCCUCAUACAGCGGCAAAAGGAGGCAGAUGCUGAAGGUGUGCCCCUGUCUUUGGAACUCACAAUUGGUGGACCACCAGCCAAGUAUCACAUUUCUGUGUACGAGCCCAAGGUGUCCUAUUAUAGCAGGCUUCAAAGGACCAUUGUAGCUUAUGACAGCAAAAAAAAUAGUUGGCAUUGUCCUUGCGCCAAACCAAAACAGGCAUGCAAACAUAAAGCCAUAGGUAAAUGGCACCUUUUUCAAACAAAAAGGCACUUGUUUAGGAGGCUGAAGUCCACCGAUUCAGAGGGAACCCUACCACCACAACUGACUUCAGAGCAGGACGGCAGUCAGCGGGAAGAGGGAAACUAUCCACCAAGGGACAAAGGGGUAGAAAGAAUGCUGAAGUACAUCGCGGCGAAUAAAAAGCUCCCUGCUGAAAUACCACAGGCUCUCAUACAACAGAGCAGAGAUGCCCAUGUGUUGAAUGGCUAUCCAAGGCAUUUGAUUCCAAAAGAAACCAGAUGUAUGGAAUGUGAUUGCAUGCUCAGUGACCCUGUACUGAUAACCUCUAAAGGGAGGAUUCUGUCAGCCAAUAGUGUCAUUGAAGGAAUAUCAACCUACAGGAGAGUAUGCCUGGACUGCAACAUGGUGUACAGGUACCAGGAGUGGGAGGAUGGUGUCCACAAUUUUGACGACCAUCUGAUCCUGUCCCUGCACUUGUGCCUGUCGUUAAGGAAUGGAAUACAGACACACACUGCUGUCAGUAGACUUCUUGACACUUUUGAAGCUACAGAAAAAAUGUCCUUCCCGAACAAGGACAGGGUUCUGCAGGCCUAUUUACACUUCGAGGCUUUAACUGACCAUGAAUACAUGUAUGCAUGUAUAUCCUGUGGAUACAAUCCAUCAGUUAUAGUAAUGGAUCUUCACAAAAAAGGGUCAGUGACAUUGAAAGCCCACCAGACAACUAUGAUGGUCAUGUGGACAUCGAACAGUUCUGGGAUGCUGUGACGAGAGAAAUGCUCAGCAGAGGUUUAAUUCCAUGUAAGUCAUGAACAAAGUCAAACCAGCUUUUAAGAAUAACAAUGUUUUGUCUCUGUUUGAGAUUAUGUGAUAUCAUUUUCUAAACAAAUGCUUUACGCAACUAUUUCAAUAGUAGGUGAGAAGAACCCCUUUGUUGUUGCCCCGAGCUACCACCACUGGGCACCAUGGAUCGGUCCCCAAACCAGAUGCUCAGCACAUGUCCUGAGGCCUGUUUCAGGUAGCUGGUUUUGAGGCAACCCCGAGUUUGUUCGCUCUGAGUUAGUGGAAACUCUGGAUUUUCCGUUUCAGGUAGCAGGUUCAGCGCAACCGAGAGUUAGUUGCUGCGGCAACAUACGCCGUGGGUCUAACCUGCUCGGGAGGUGGUUAGACCUACUCUGAGUUUGUUGUCUAUAAGGCUGAAGGCAGCUCUCCGACAGAAGGAAGUGUUAGAAAUGGCAUGUCCUUUUCUACGAGAGCCUGUGUACGUAGAGGCUACGAUCCUCAGAAGGAAUCUCCGUGAGGAACGAUUAUUAAGACCCCGGUUGGAUAUACUUUAUUUUCCUGAUCAUUUUCUAUCGUUGCUAUCGUUUUUAAGCGCAAUCCAUCAUUUAUUUAGACCACCUUCUCAGCCCCCAUGUUAACUGUCAAACGCACCGGGGGCAUGCUUGAAGUUUAAGUUUAAGUUUUUUGACGCAAUUAACGCAUGAGUAGAAUGAUCUGCCCCGUGCAUCCCACCCGCUCUGUACUACAGUCACUUUAACGUUGUGGCUUUCCCAUGAUCAGAGUAGCUGACUAACCACGGACCUAUAACUGCUGCAAGUCAAGAAACUCAUUUUAAGAAUGCAAGGCAGAAAAGUCCCUGGUACUGCUUUUAACCAGAUGCUGUUCUUCUCUACACGCAGCUCAGCAUAAUCGUCUGCAAUGUUCACUGAAGUAAAACCCUUUGAGUAAACUGUUCAACAAAAUAACUUGUCCCACCACAGCCCGAUGUUCUAAUAAAGACAAUCUACUUUUUAUGAGGAUUUCUUUAUUUCCUGAAAGCACAAAGUCAUUCAUAUUGGGUAUGUUUUUAGAGCAGGGAACAG